Aspergillus nidulans FGSC A4 is the source of this 2100-nucleotide messenger RNA. Its product is annotated as glycoside hydrolase family 31 protein. The transcript is spliced from 3 exons. Gene Ontology annotation, molecular function: hydrolase activity, hydrolyzing O-glycosyl compounds; carbohydrate binding. The coding region runs from base 1 to 2100 and encodes 699 amino acids. The record is from RefSeq and is a predicted model, not a curated record. Gene Ontology annotation, biological process: carbohydrate metabolic process. Lineage: Eukaryota; Fungi; Ascomycota; Eurotiomycetes; Eurotiales; Aspergillaceae.
AUGAUUCAAGGUUUGGACGACAAGUUGGUCUACACCUUUGAUGCAGAGACUCUGUGGAUUGAGCCAUGGGGGCCAAACGCCAUUCGAGUCCGCUCCACUCGCUCGCGGCAGAUCCCUGACCAGAAUUGGGCGUUGCUCAACCAGCCUUCGACAUCGGCAAUCAUCAACGUUCAGUCCAACGGGACGGGCGUGAUACAGAAUGGCAAGAUUCAAGCAAGCCUUUCAGAGACUGGGAAAAUCCAAGUACAGAACUCCAAAGGAAAGCUUCUAUUGCAGGAGUAUGUCCGCAACCGGAAGGAUGUGAAGGAUCCCAAGUGCAGUGCCAUCGAGGUGGAGGCACGAGAAUUUCGACCCAUCCUGAACAGCGAGAGCUUCCAUCUGACAGCUCGAUUCGAGAGCGUCAGUACGGAGGAAAUGCUGUUCGGUAUGGGACAGUACCAGCAGCCCUUCCUCGACCUCAAGGGGCAUCAGCUAGAACUCGCCCAUCGUAACUCUCAGGCGAGCAUUCCCUUUCUGGUUUCAUCACUAGGCUACGGGCUUCUCUGGAAUAAUCCCUCAGUGGGCAGAUGCUUUCUUGGCCGGAACAUCAUGUCUUUCGAAUCUGAGUCCACCACUACCCUGGACUAUUGGGUCGUUGUUGGCGAUACCCCUGCCGAUAUUGUUGAGACGUACGCGGCCAACGUCGGAAAGGUGCCCAUGAUGCCCGAGUAUGGUCUGGGAUUUUGGCAAUGCAAGCUCCGGUACCAGACACAGGAAGAAUUGCUUCAGGUGGCUCGCGAGUACAAGCGCCGCGAGCUGCCGAUUGACCUGAUUGUCAUCGAUUUCUUCCACUGGCCGCUCCAGGGAGAUUGGCGGUUCGAUCCAACCUACUGGCCAAAUCCAGCUGCGAUGGUCAAGGAGCUGAGGGGAAUGGGGAUUGAGCUAAUGGUCAGUAUAUGGCCCACGGUGGAUAAGCGGAGCGAGAACUACCGCAAAAUGUUGGAGAAAGGGUUUCUCAUCCGCACCGAUCGAGGAGUCCGUACGGCGAUGGACUUUCAAGGAGAUACCAUACACUUUGACGCAACUCACCCAGGUGCGCGAGCAUACGUCUGGGAGAAAUGCAAAACAAAUUAUUACGAUUAUGGCGUCCGUGCCUUCUGGCUUGAUGAAGCAGAGCCAGAGUACAAGGCCUAUGACUUUGAUAAUUAUCGAUACUACCAAGGACCAAACACAGCAAUUGGAAACAUCUAUCCACUAGAAUAUGCACGGGCAUUCUACGAGGGGAUGGAACAGGCUGGGCAAAAGAACAUCGUGAACCUGGUCCGGUGCGCUUGGGUGGGCAGCCAAAAAUACGGAGCCCUUGUGUGGAGUGGCGAUAUUGCUUCAUCUUGGGAAAGCUUUCAGCACCAACUUGUUGCAGGCCUCCACAUGGGAUUAUGUGGCAUUCCGUGGUGGACAACAGAUAUUGGAGGUUUCCAUGGGGGCAACCCUUCAGAUAGCAAGUUCAGAGAACUUUUUGUCCGAUGGUUCCAGUGGGCUACGUUCUGCCCAGUCAUGCGGCUGCAUGGAGAUCGGGAGCCCAGGCAGCCUGUUCAGGGCACUACCGGGGGCGCUUCCUGUGCUAGUGGCGCCGAUAAUGAAGUCUGGUCAUACGGGCUCGAGGUAUAUGAGAUUUGCAAGAAGUAUAUGUUGCUGCGGGAGGCUCUACGGGAUUAUACUCGCGGUCUUAUGCGGUCUGCGCAUCUCAAAGGGUCUCCUGUUAUGCGUACGCUUUUUUAUGAAUUCCCGGAAGACCCAGAAUGCUGGAGGAUUGGUACCCAGUACAUGUACGGUGAUAGAUAUCUUUGCUGUCCGGUACUCCAGGAUGGUCAGCGUCAGCUCAAAUCCUACUUGCCUGCACUGAGGAGCGGAAAGUGGGUGCCAUUCCAGAACGACGAUGCUGUGAAAGAGGCAUAUCCUGGUGGACAAUGGAUUGAGAUCUGCGCACCAUUGCAUUGGAUGCCAGUGUUCGAGCGGUCCCAGGUUAAGGAUGCGGUUGUGGUGAAAAUGGGGGAAAUAAAGAAGCCGGGUGCAGAUGGGCUGAGCUUACCUAAAAAGUCUGGUAGGGAGUAUACAAGGUAG